This is a messenger RNA of Sycon ciliatum, 2185 nucleotides long. RefSeq lists its product as uncharacterized. Lineage: Eukaryota; Metazoa; Porifera; Calcarea; Leucosolenida; Sycettidae. The transcript is spliced from 7 exons. Bases 181 to 1599 code for a protein of 472 amino acids. The record is from RefSeq and is a predicted model, not a curated record.
UGGACAGAAACGUACACAAAUGUGAAGAACUUACUUGCACCUUAGAGAUUGUUUCAUGCGAUUCAUUAGUGAUACAUACAUGUGCAAACCAAAGCCAGCAGGCUAUAUUUCAGGCAUUUCUUCCUUUUCUGAAGGUUUAUUCCAGAUGACAUUUCCUCCUGAUUUGUAGGAUCACUUGCGAUGUACACGAUGUCACCUUAUAGACAACGGCAGGCCGAAGAUUUGCCACCACGAAUCCAGGACGAAGUAGUUCUAGAUCAUUCCCCAUGCAUGUCCUUUGUAGGGCAGGACGACGAGGACCACGACGGCAAUUCGGGCUUGGUGGAAGCGCAGCAAUAUGGCGUACAAGACCAGAUGUCGCGCAUACCCGCGGGUUUGGCUGGCAAAGCAUCACGGCUGACUCCGCAGCACGUUUCGCUGUCAAGAUCCUCCUUCUCGGCCUCUCAUGAUGGUUCAGUGCUGCAGGACCAGCCCAGUUUGGUGUCGGAGGAGCGACACGAAUCGCCUCUCUUCUCCCUGCUACAAGGCAGACUAUCUGCCAGCAGGGCGUAUCAAGGGGUUUGUCAUGAUUCCUCCAAUACACCCUCCCCCAACGAUGGUGGUCGUAUUCAGGCAAUGCGAGAUGAAAUUCGUGAGGAAGACCCCGAGUUAUCUGCUAACGGCCCGAAGACAUCCACCCAAUACGAGCACACCUCUGCAAGAUGUUCAAACAUUGUUCGUCGUCAGAAUGUCGACAGGAUCACGGAAUACAACACCAACAGUGCUCCGUCCAGUUCGUCAUUGCGUGAUCUCUUUGUGGCUCAUCGGGCCAGGCAGCAAGAGAGACAACAGCUACAGCCAACUCAUCACCAACAGCAGCAGCAACAGCAGCAACCCCUUCACAGCAUUGUAGCUAGUGCAGCGCGGCAUAGCCAAGCAUCAUUGAUUAGCAGCAAUGGGGCACACGGUGUGAGAAAGUCAAGACGGAGGGGCAAUCGCGCUGAGCCCUAUCCUGAUCUACCCCGACCACAGCACUACUCCAGGAAAACCAAGCUGACGGCUUCAUCGUCUAGCAAAACCGGUGGCAGUGGUGCACUGUGCACGCCGAGACCAUUCCCUGGCAAUGCAGUGGACAGUGUCAGGCAGCAUUCACAGCAAUUACACGCAAGACAGGCCAGGCAUGCAAGGUCAAAAAUAUUUGAUGUCGGUCGCACGCGUCUGUUGUCACCGCCAAUGGAUCAAGGUCCUGGCAGCAUGCAAGUGUGCGAUGUUGAAGAACCCACAGGCGUGUCCCUGGUACGAACAGGAGGUUUACACGACUAUCCGACACCACCAUCAAGUAGUCAAGAUACAUACUUUCCAUAUCCUCUACAGCGAUCACCAUCACCAACACAGUGCUUGUAUCCAAUGGAUGAUGUGGCAAGCUCUCGAGUCAUAGACUUGGCCGCUAUGUGGCAAGAUAAUGAUCAUGCAAGCGCUAUCGAUUCUAGGUCAAUGACGUCGUAUCAAGCGGAUGUGGAUACUGAUGUUGAUUGGAAAUUUGGUUCACCACCACCAGCAUCACACACCGUAGCCUAUCCGGCAAGAUGGGAUGAGCAGCAGUUGGAGCCAGAGCCAUGACUAAUGGCGAUGCUAUCCACACACACACACACACACACACACACACAUGGGCAAUGAGCAAUGGUCACUACCACUACCAGAGAGUAGUGAAAUACCGGUAUUAUACUACUCCCUGGUCACUACUGAGCAAUCAUUGCCAAGGAAGGGAGAGAACACAAAGCACCCAGCAGCAGCAACGGCAGCAGCAGCAGCAACGGCAGCAGCAGCAGCACAAGCAGUGUUAUUCCACCAGCCUCACAGACCGGAAGAGCUGGCCAGGAAUUGAAUAUGAUUGCAGCGACCGGCACAGCAUGGCCUACAAAAAACUUCAUGGGCCUCAGUCAUCACUCCGUCCUGUCGUCAGCAUCCCGUUGUGUAGCUAUGUCAAGCUACAGGAUUAGGAUUAGGUGACUACAUGGCCAGAAGACAUAAUACCAUGCCAGUGUAUCAACCCACCACAGUGCUCUUACUCUUAGGCUACUACUAGCGCAUUCUCACUGAGUCAUGCAUCAUAGCAACUGAAUAGACGCUAUUACAGUGCAGGCAUUGGAACCAGCGCUCACACACUAAUCGUGCAACCCCCCCCCAACACACACACACACACACA